AUGCAUGCAUCGGCAACAGCAGCGUCUCGCUGCUGUUGUGACAAGGUUAUAAGCCACUGCGUGGUUCCCAGGGCAGCUUGGUCUCCCGUGUCCCAACUGGCUCCGGGACGCUUGGCCAAGCGGACAUCUGAGCUCGCGUUCGAGCUCUUCGAGAGCCCCUCGCGCGGACUUGUCCGACAGCAGCAACCCGACAACAAUGGGACGACGCCGUCAGCAUGGGCCUCCUCCUCGUCGCCACCAACGUCGUCCUCCUCCAAGCCAUGCAAGCCAACAUCGGCCAUUGCAGCGCUCAAGAAGCUCCCCAGCACGCUCGGCCCAGAGCGUGUCGCGCUCCUCCCGCGCAUGGACGUCCACUACCGCCGCCACGAAGGCUACCACCUGCGCGUGGUGAUCCCUCACGACGACGUGCCGCGCACCGCCGACUUGCGGCACGUUGUCGCCGCGCUCAACCGCUCGAGCGUGCACGCGAUCCAGCUCCACCAGUGGGUCGCGGUCGACGAGGGCAUGGCCGCCAUUAGCGCCGCCUUGGCGCAGCUGCUCGACGAGCUCGACCUCCCGUCCCUCCGGCGCCUUAGUUUGCCGAUAGACCGCGUAAAGACCGACAUGCGUCCACCGUUCGGUGCGCUUGUGCGCUACCUCAACUCUAAUCGCUCAUUUGGUCUCACCCAUCUGCGCGUUAACAUCGCCUACCGCGGCGGCCCUGACCCCGAGGUAGCCGAGCUAAUCCGCGCGGCAGAGGUGCACCCCACCCUCGUGCAUCUAGAGGCCAACGCACAUAACGCGGAGCGCGUCAAGUCCGCCGUCGCCAACGCGCUCGUUCCCAGUCGCGUCAUUCUACGCGGACUGUAUUCGCUACCGUCUGUGGACCCAGUGACGUCUUUGACAGGAGAGCAAGAGGCGUCACCACCCUCGACCGCUGUCAGGACACCCCUAGGCACAAACCUUGCGAGCCGGAUCAAGUCAAUGUUCCUGCCCAUGUCAUCGCCCAAAAGAGUAUUCCACCGCAGGUCGUCGUCGCACUCGUCAAUCUCGUCCUUGUCGUCAUGUUCCUCGGACACGAGCACGAGUGCGAGCGCCAGCACGAGCGACUCGCCACCUCCGUCACCAAGACUUGGCAGCCUCCCUACCCCGCCAUCAUCGCCGCUCGCCCAGCUCCCCGUCGAGCUUGUUCUGCUCAUCCUCCAACACACGUCGGGCGACAUGCAUGCCCUCACUCCGCAGCAGUGGAACCGUCUGUUCGCGCAUGCUCAAGAGCCAAGAGAACUCGUGUCUCUGGCACGCGCUGCCAAGUGUGCCAUUGUCGGGGAUGGGUCGUCGUCCUCGUCCUCGUCCUCGUCGCCGACGCUGCCAAGAAGCGACAUGGUGUGGGUGCCCGGCCGAGACGCCGGCUUCAAGCUCGACCAGCAGAACCUACAACAAACAGUGGCCUCACCAGUGUCCAUGGCCGACGUCAUGGACGAGUGGAUGGACGCGGCUGGCUUUCGAUGGGACAAGUAG
This is a messenger RNA of Vanrija pseudolonga, 1497 nucleotides long. RefSeq lists its product as uncharacterized. The transcript has 3 exons. Lineage: Eukaryota; Fungi; Basidiomycota; Tremellomycetes; Trichosporonales; Trichosporonaceae. The record is from RefSeq and is a predicted model, not a curated record. Bases 1 to 1497 code for a protein of 498 amino acids.